AUGCCCCGUUCGCUCCCCCUUCUGAAGAGGAACAUCACACUGCAGGAGGCACUCGGCGAUGAUGACGAUGUCCUUCAGGAGCUGUCGUAUCCGGAGAAACGGCUGGACUUUUUCUACUAUCUGUUUCAACAUCGCAAAGAAAUCGAGGCUGUUGUAUCUUUCCAUCUAGGAGUUCCCAAGGAUACCUGCAAAGUAGCAGAAGAAUUCAGAGAGUGGGUUCACGGCAGCUUCAAUGCCUGCAUACCGGUCUACAUCGACGAUCCGGUCAAAUCCUGCCCAAAGAAAGUGUUCAUCAGGUUCCCCCUACCGUACAAGGUCGGCGAGUUGCGGCAUCCCGGCAACGCAGAGGAGAAGCUCCGUUGUGAGGUCGCAACUUACAUAUGGAUCCAGAGCAACUGUCCCGCCGUUCCAAUACCCUGCUUAAGAGGCUUCGGCUUUUCUGGAGGUCAGAGUUUCACCGCUCCCGAAAAUGCACCCAUAUUGACCCGAAUUUCAUGGUUCUUCCGACGGGGAGCAUCAUGGCUACUCGGUCGCUCGGUUCCCUCUCGAUACAUUGGCCGCCAAUCGCCCCAUAACCUAGAGGUUGGAUAUCUAAUUGUGGACUGCGUGGAAAAGGGCAAGAUGCUAUCCGAAUCUUGGGAGACGCUACGGCACGACCAGGACCGAAGGGCCAAUCUCUUUAGGGACUUAUCUCGAAUCAUAUUGUCAUUGGAUCGAUUUACUUUUCCACGCAUAGGGUCUCUGACGAUAGAUGAUCACGGUGUUUUGAGUCUCACAAAUCGGCCCCUUACAUGUACAGUCCAGCAGCUGGAGAAUCUUGGCAUUCCGACAGAUAUCCCAAGGGAUCUGACGUAUUCUACUGUAGACGCGUACCUGUCGGAUAUCCUUGCGUAUCAUGAUAAUCGUAUACGGUAUAUGCCUAAUUCGAUGCACAACACAUUAGACGGCCAAGAGCAACUCUCAGCGUUGACUAUAAUGCGAGCUCUCCUCCGGCACUUUACAAAUCGCGAUCUACGUCAUGGACCAUUUGUUCUAACGCUUACUGAUAUCCACCAGAGUAAUAUCUUCGUCGACAGCAACUGGCAUAUUACAGCAAUGAUUGACCUCGAGUGGGCCUGCGCUCGACCGAUAGAGAUGCAACAUCCACCAUAUUGGUUGACUAGUUGUUCGCUAGAUGGUCUCGAUGGCAAACACCUCGAAGCUUACAGCAGUGUGCAUUCGGAGUUCUUAGAAGCCUUUGAAACGGAAGAACGGUCGCUUGGAAAGGGUGAUAUCCCAUCUACGCGAUUAAUGCGGAAAGGCUGGGAACUCGGGAGCUACUGGUACUUGUCUGCAUUGGACAGUCCGAAGGGGCUCUAUAACCUGUAUCUCACACAUAUUAGGCGGAGGUUCGCCAAACCCGAAGAUUCCAAUACCGAAUUUGAUCGAUCUGUGUCAGCAUACUGGAGUACUGGCGUGGCCGAAUUUAUUGCUUCAAAGGUUAGGGACAAGGAGUUGUAUUCUAGUCAAUUACGCCAAAGAUUUGCUCCUUCUGCAUUUCCAGAACAGCAUGAACCAGAGAUGGCAGAUUGA
Amorphotheca resinae ATCC 22711 is the source of this 1572-nucleotide messenger RNA. RefSeq lists its product as hypothetical. The transcript has 2 exons. Lineage: Eukaryota; Fungi; Ascomycota; Leotiomycetes; Helotiales; Amorphothecaceae. The coding region runs from base 1 to 1572 and encodes 523 amino acids. The record is from RefSeq and is a predicted model, not a curated record.